This is a messenger RNA of Nyctereutes procyonoides (raccoon dog), 8597 nucleotides long. RefSeq names its product Rho GTPase activating protein 26 (gene ARHGAP26). The transcript is spliced from 23 exons. The record is from RefSeq and is a predicted model, not a curated record. Lineage: Eukaryota; Metazoa; Chordata; Mammalia; Carnivora; Canidae. Gene Ontology annotation, molecular function: GTPase activator activity; protein binding. Bases 300 to 2747 code for a protein of 815 amino acids. Gene Ontology annotation, cellular component: cytoplasm. Gene Ontology annotation, biological process: signal transduction.
CCGCGCUCGCCCGCCUGCUCGCUCGCUUCCCGGCGCCGCUGCGGGUCGGUCGCCGCGCUUCCUGCCCGCCAGCCGCUCCGUGGCGCGCCGCCGGAGCAGCCGUCCCUCGGCCGGGACCCCGCUCGGGUCGGCAGUCGUGCGCGCCGGCGGACACCGCGCGGAGGGCGAGCCGGGGCCACACCUGUGGAGCCGGCGGGCGUCGGGCGUCCCGGCCGGGGUCCCGCCGCGGGCGUGCUCGGGGCUGCGGGCCUCCCGGGCGCUGGGGCAGGCGCGCCCCCCGGCUGGGCGACGCGGGCGCGAUGGGGCUCCCCGCGCUGGAAUUCAGCGACUGCUGCCUCGACAGCCCGCACUUCCGAGAGACGCUCAAGUCGCACGAAGCGGAGCUGGACAAGACCAACAAAUUCAUCAAGGAGCUCAUCAAGGACGGGAAGUCACUCAUCAGCGCGCUCAAGAAUUUGUCUUUGGCGAAGAGGAAAUUUGCCGAUUCCUUGAAUGAAUUUAAAUUUCAGUGCAUAGGAGAUGCAGAAACAGAUGAUGAAAUGUGUAUAGCAAGGUCUUUGCAAGAAUUUGCCACUGUUCUCAGGAAUCUUGAAGAUGAACGGAUACGGAUGAUUGAGAAUGCCAGCGAGGUGCUCAUCACUCCCUUGGAGAAGUUUCGAAAGGAGCAGAUUGGGGCUGCCAAGGAAGCCAAAAAGAAGUAUGACAAGGAGACAGAAAAGUAUUGUGGCAUCUUAGAAAAACACUUAAAUCUGUCUUCCAAGAAGAAAGAAUCUCAGCUUCAGGAGGCAGACAGCCAAGUGGACUUGGUCCGGCAGCAUUUCUAUGAAGUAUCCCUGGAGUAUGUCUUCAAGGUGCAAGAAGUCCAAGAGAGAAAGAUGUUUGAGUUCGUGGAGCCUCUACUCGCGUUCUUGCAAGGACUCUUCACUUUCUAUCACCAUGGUUAUGAACUGGCCAAGGAUUUCAGCGACUUCAAGACUGAGUUGACCAUUAGCAUACAGAAUACAAGAAACCGCUUCGAAGGCACCAGGUCAGAAGUGGAAUCACUGAUGAAAAAGAUGAAGGAAAAUCCCCUUGAGCACAAGACCAUCAGUCCCUACACCAUGGAAGGUUACCUGUAUGUUCAGGAGAAACGUCACUUUGGAACUUCUUGGGUGAAGCACUACUGUACAUAUCAACGGGAUUCCAAACAAAUCACCAUGGUACCAUUUGACCAGAAGUCAGGAGGAAAGGGGGGAGAAGAUGAAUCCGUCACCCUGAAAUCCUGCACACGGCGGAAAACAGACUCUAUCGAGAAGAGGUUUUGCUUUGACGUAGAAGCAGUAGAUAGGCCAGGGGUUAUCACCAUGCAGGCAUUGUCGGAAGAGGACCGGAGGCUCUGGAUGGAAGCCAUGGAUGGCCGGGAACCUGUGUACAAUUCGAACAAAGACAGUCAGAGCGAAGGGACUGCACAGUUGGACAGCAUUGGCUUCAGCAUAAUCAAGAAAUGCAUCCAUGCUGUGGAAACCAGAGGGAUCAAUGAGCAAGGGCUCUACCGAAUCGUGGGGGUCAAUUCCAGAGUGCAGAAGCUACUCAGUGUCCUGAUGGACCCCAAAACAGCUUCUGAAACAGAGACCGAUAUCUGUGCUGAAUGGGAGAUAAAGACCAUCACCAGUGCUUUGAAGACCUACCUAAGAAUGCUUCCAGGACCACUCAUGAUGUACCAGUUUCAAAGAAGUUUCAUCAAAGCAGCAAAGCUCGAAAACCAGGAAUCUCGGGUCUCUGAAAUCCACAGCCUUGUUCAUCGGCUUCCAGAGAAAAAUAGGCAGAUGUUACAGCUGCUCAUGAACCACUUGGCAAAUGUUGCUAACAACCACAAGCAGAAUUUGAUGACAGUGGCAAACCUUGGCGUGGUGUUUGGACCCACCCUGCUGCGUCCUCAGGAAGAAACAGUAGCAGCCAUCAUGGAUAUCAAGUUUCAGAACAUUGUUAUUGAGAUCCUAAUAGAAAAUCACGAAAAGAUAUUUAACACCGUGCCUGAUAUGCCUCUCACCAAUGCCCAGCUGCACCUGUCCCGGAAGAAGAGCAGUGACUCCAAACCACCUUCCUGCAGUGAGAGGCCUCUGACACUCUUCCACGCCAUGCAGUCAGCAGAGAAACAGGAACAAAGAAACAGCAUCAUCAAUUCCAGUUUGGAAUCUGUCGUCUCAUCAAAUGCAAAUAGCAUCCUUAAUUCCAGCAGCAGCUUACAGCCCAACAUGAACUCCAGUGACCCGGACCUGGAUGUGCUCAAACCUGCCCGGCCCAAAUCACUCCCCCCGAAUCCAAGCCCAACUUCACCCCUCUCGCCAUCUUGGCCCAUGUUCUCGGCGCCAUCCAGCCCUAUGCCCACCUCAUCCACGUCCAGCGACUCAUCCCCCAUCAGGUCUGUUGCAGGGUUUGUUUGGUUUUCUGUUGCUGCUGUUGCUCUCUCAUUGGCUUGGUCCUCUCUUCAUGCAGUGUUCAGCCUCCUCGUCAACUUUGUUCCCCGCCAUCCAAACCUGCACUUGCUUUUUGACAGGCCAGAAGAAGCAGUUCAUGAAGACUCCAGCACACCGUUCCGGAAGGCAAAAGCCUUAUAUGCCUGCAAAGCUGAACAUGACUCAGAACUCUCGUUCACAGCAGGCACGGUCUUCGACAAUGUUCAUCCAUCUCAGGAGCCCGGCUGGUUGGAGGGAACUCUGAACGGAAAGACUGGCCUCAUACCUGAGAACUACGUGGAGUUCCUCUAACUGUGGGCCCCAGCAGACCUGCUGAGCUUUCCAUGGUAUCCAUGACAACUGCUGAUUCCAGUGUUGCAGGCCAUUUCUCUUCGCCACUGAGAAAUGCAGGGUGACUGUGUUACCUGUCAACACGAAUGUUUCUAUGAACUCUGUGUCACCCAACCCCAUGAUCAUGUCAGCUGGCAUGUGGUGAUGCUGCAAGGAACAAAAGUGAAUCAGCAGUGGAAGCCAUUUGAUUUUGAUAACCAAAGGAAAGGCUUGCAAAGCCAUUCCUCUCAUUUAACGCCCAAAAUAGGGAGCAUUCAUUUUGUUUCAGCAGUCAUCCAAACCCCAACCUUCCAAAAAAGGAAGUAAGAAAGAUGUAAGUAGUCCUCAAGAGCAUGCAGUGUAGUCUAACACAAGAGGAGAUAAGUUGUAACAAGGUAGGCUGGGCAUUGGCUCUGAGGCCCAGGCUGGGCCCGUUGCUUCUGUUUACAGUAGAUACUCUCUCUACCCCACUUCUAAAUACUUGAGACCCUCAGUGCUAUAUAGGCAACUGGGUCUGUCUGUUUGCAUGCAGGAGGAAGAGGGGUUAUGGCACUGUUUACAUAAGAUGCAAUCUCUCACCAUCUCCUAGCAGCCUUGGCCAAGCAUCAGCAGAAUUCAGCUCCAUCCUCUCGUGCAAGAGAACACACACACCCCACAUUCCCCCUCCCAAGCUAGGAACUUCUCUGCCACUGAGGGCUGCCAUCACCUCGUAACCACGGCAACCCAACCUACUCUGAAACCAAACCAAAAAAAUAACAGUCUUUCUGCAUGACAUAUUUUUUUCUCCCCCCUUUUUGGUCAUUUUUUUAAUGAUUUUCCAAAAACCUUAAGCAGAAAGUCAAGGAAUGAAAGUGGUCUGCUUGGGGCCGACAGAAUAGCGGCUGGAAACUGUUCCCUUUCUGAUGAAUUUCAGCAGCAUCAGGAUAUAUUUGGAGCAAACUCUAGUAACCUCUUGAGAUUAAAUUACAUACAGGCUUAGUAUUUCUGUUCUUUAUGCAAUGGUGUUUGUUCAGUACGCUGCCUCCCCGUGGGUGACUUGCUCACUCAUGGUCUCUCAUUCCGUGCCCCUUCCCUGUCCCUGCCUGCCUCGAGCCCCUCACUGACCAGCCCCAUUGGCAGUGUGCUGGGCUGCUGAGCACUAGUGCCCUGGUGGCUUUCAAGGAUGAUUCCCAGGCUAACCCUAUGGUCUGUAGUUUUAAAGGACAUAUAUGUUCACUGCCACUCAGAAAAAGGGAAUUGGAAUUGUUUCUCAGGCUUUUGAGGCACAAGACUAAUAUUGUAAGCCAUUAUGAUUCAGGAGAACACCAAAAGGUUGGGGCAUGGAAGGUGGAAUGAGUACCUUCUGAGAAAGAGAAUUUCCUGGUCCAGAAGGGGCUGGGUCUUAUAGAAGACUACCAGGUAUGGGGAAGUUGGGCCUGGACAUUUCACAUGCACUUGACCUUCAGAGGAACAGAGUUCCCAGUAUCUUCCACAUUCAAAUGUCCUUGCAAGAGUGACUCUGGGCAGACAGACUCCAAAAUGAUGGACUGUCAAGCUCCCCAAGAGCCUCUCAGGAUGGCAGGGUCGCUCCAGAGUAUUUCCUGCUUCUGGAAUUCCUCUUUAGGGAAGUUUAAAGAAGAAAAGAAAAACUUGAAUUGUGUUGAAUUACUGUAUCUUUUACUUUUUUUUUUUUGAAAAGAUAAACUUGUAAAUAGAGUGAUUUGAAAUAUUAUAUAGCAAAGUUUUAUAUUUGAUAAUCUUUAAGCUAGUUGCUCCAUACAUUUAAGCUUUGAUUGUUGAGUAGGUGUGUUUAAGAGGGAGACAGAAAGGAGGCAGGGUUGAACAGUCAAGGUCAUCCCCUCUCUGGCCUGGAGGAAGGAAGACACAUUUCUACACACUCUCUGCUGGCUCUCAUGGGUGGACAUGACACACUGAUGGUCUUCAGUCUUCUUUAUCCACAUGUGUUUUUUAGCUUUUCUUGGGCUUUGAAUUUGAAGAAAGAAAGCAUUUUCAGGCAAUGAAUUUUUCAAAGAACUCUUGCUCAGUAGUAAGACUAAAGCUCAGGAUUCACAUAGGUGGGGCCAGGAGUUAGAUUUUUUUUUCAUUUUUCUUCUCAGGUGUAUUUCUUGGUACCCCAAGAUGUCAGGACAGAAGACAAUGGGAUAGUUGCAUGUUCUUCUAUCUCACUCCUCUGCGCAUCUUCCAAGGCUGUAUACAUGAGGCCAAGCUAUUUUGUAAAUGUUGUGUGUGUAUAAGUUCUAGAAAAAAACUGGCUUCUUAGGAUUUGGGGUCCUUGGUAUGCUGCUGCUUGUUCUUUCCCUAAAUAUUUCCCUUCUUGUUCAUCUCAAAUUUCCUAUAACCCCAAAAUAAAACUCCAAAGAGGGAUGUAGGUUGUGCUGUUAGAGCCUUAUAGAUGGUUUUAAAUUUAAAGGAGUUUGCUGUUGUGAUUCGGUUCAUCAGCUCAAGGAUUACACAGCUGUUAUGCAGUUUAACAGCAGCAAGCAGGACACUACCACUACCAAUUCAGGGAAUGAGAAUUAAGACUGGACGAGACCAAGAUAGGACCCAGGAAAGCUAUUACUGAGAAUCCAAGAAGGAAGAGAACACACAAACCAGCUACACUUACUCCCUGUAGACUUUGAACAGCUUCGGAACCUGUUCAGUGAGGCUCGAGGGGACAAGCAUGCUCUGUGGCACCGUGCUUUCUAAAUGACAAGAACUCCACAUGUUGUUGUUUUAAUACCUAUGACGUUUUAAAUUGUCACCUGCCUUGCUGGUACCUUGAGUAGAGCUAAUGUAGAGGAGCAGAAGGCCCAGGCCCACAUUUUGCGAGCUCCUCCCUGAAGCAUAGCUAUCGGCACUUAGCCCCAGCUUGACCACUUGGAAGCCUGUCCCUCCCUCCUCAAUUGGCCCUGAUUUGAAGCCAGAGGGAAAGAGAGCUGCUGCCAACGUGAAUUUUUAGGUAGUAGACCCCUUCCCAGCUUCCCUGUGGCCAUGCUGGGCCUGUGACAGAUGGCUGCUCUGCUUCCUUUUCCCAGCCAGGCUCACCUCCUCAUCAUUUGCUGCAGAACUGGAGAAACCAUGAAGGAUGUGAGUCAACAAAGGGAAGGAAUUUGAAGACUAACAAUAGGUUUUACCCUGGCUACCAUCUAUGUUCCCCACCCCUAAUCCUGCUUGCAUAGGGAACUUUAGGGCAGAUUAGGAGAAUGGACUACGUGUCAGAAUAGAAGACUAUGGACCAAGAUCCCUGAGCUUUCCUAGGAACCUUGUGUUUCUCUUGUAGGGCCCUGGGAUCAUGCACUCAGGGUCUGAAUCUUUAUCUUGGGCAUUAUGAUCAUCUCUCAUUCCUCCUUCAGGUACUCAAAGGAUUCCAUAGCUAUAGAAUUCCAUGCUGUGAAAGAUAACUUCAAACCCCUGCCCCCAAGCAAGUAAACUGCUCAAGACUGAUGAUACUGUCUUCUGUUUUCAAAAGUCAGUGUGUAGGGAUGGACCGUGUAUAGCACAGCCUUCCUUAGUAUCCUAUAAUUUGGAGCCAGUUUCUUGCUUAGUGUUUUAAUAUUUCUACAGCCAAUACGUGUUUACUUCUGUCAGACCAAACUGUCUUUUUUAAUGUAAUUCUAGUUCGGCUCCUUUUGCUGAGUCCUUUUUUGGACGGAGAGGCAAAGAGGAAAAAAGAAUAAGCAAUUGAGUAUUGGCAGAUUGGCUUUAUCAGGACAGAGCCAUACUAGUGACAAGAACAUUUCAGGCAUUUCCAGGACUCCAUGGCUAUGUGUGCCACGCCUAUAGCUCAGAGGGAAGUCCUUCUCUCCUGACAACAGCAAGCUUAGUCACCCCAGAGGUUCUGUCUUGAGCUACAGAGACUGCAGAGGCAUCCGUGGUUAAAGGGUAGGGAGACAAAUAAUCAACUAAAGGUAAUGAGAUCUCCUAUUCAUACCUGUUUAUUGGCACCUUUCAUCCUCUGGCUUCUGUUUCCAAAAGCAAGUCUGGACCAACAGUUUUAUAGACACAGGAGUCCCGGGUACAAGAGUGGCCACCAUGGCACUUAUAGUUUUCCCUAGUAAAGAAUGUUUUAUGAGCAACCAUAUUACCAAAGUAGAUAGCCAGCCUUGAAGAAACCAAAUAGCUACCUGACUUUAGAAGGAAUGUCCUAGUAUUCUAUCCCCAGAGUUAUCUAUCAUCUCUGGAAAACUUGACAGUAAUCAAUUACCUAGACAACCCUGCCCCACAUGUCUUUUAAGUCAACUGGGUGUCCUCUCACACACCCUUAGCUGGCGUUUAAAAAAUUUAUCUCGUGUUCAGAUGUGUCUGGCAACCACGCUGCUCGGCUGGGUGCUGAGCCACUUCUCUGUAAUUGUAGCAUCAAAAUGACAACAGUAGAGCAAUGAUCCUUGCACAAUCCUACAGCAUGCCUGAGACAAGACUCCAACAAGUAAUAAUUAGCUUUUUUCCUUUCAUCGCCUACAGUACUCAUCUAACUAAAGAACUUCACAAAGUAGAGGGAGAGACCAUACAGAGAAUUCAGAUGUCAUUCAGAGCCACCAGCCCUUGCUGAAAUGUGGUCAUCUUUUGGAAGCCCUUGUAUUGGGGGGUGAAAAGUAUUGGAUGUGUAGCAGUGCGAGGAGUAGAGGGAAGAGACAGGUGAACCACACCGAACAACUGGGAUUGUCUUUUUAAGAGGGACGAAUAUAGUUCUUAACAGGAAAAUCAGUCACACAGAAAAAGUUCACAACUAGUAUUUUUACAAAAGUUUUUACAGGACUCUACAAGAUUGAAACAUCCUUCAAGGUGGAAUGCUGUAGCGAGCAAAGACUUGGCACAGUCCUAGACCCAUAUAAGAGUAGCAGUUACUAUGACAUGAAAAUUGUUUUGAGUGUGAUCAGAACCAGAAUGUCAGUAAUCACCAUGUCAGAUUUACCUGGAGUGGUCCUGGAGAGGUCAAGACAUUCUGCAUGUGCCAUUUCUACAGAGUUGUCCCAACAGACCCCUAUCAGCAACUACCCUGGGAAUCCAGGUGCCGGGAUCACCCUUGUACCUGUGGGAAGAGGUUGAUCUGAUGAUUCUAAAGUAUCUGUGUAUUAGUGUGUGUUUGUGUAUGUGUAUGUGAAGCACACAUCUACAUGUGUAAAGAUACAGACUCUUAUAUAGAGACCCACAGAAGCUGGCAGCUGCUGAGCCUUUGCAGCCUUUAAGAUUUAGAAGUUAGAGAAACAAGCUGUUGAUUAUCAAAAUGAUCAAAGAUGUAAAUUAAGUGCCAUUUUAAAAUGUAUUUAUCAUACUGUUUCUAUCUACAGCUGUAUUCCUUAUUAACUUAUUAAAAGUCAUGUUGAGAAACAUCAAACUCAUAAACCUUUAGUAGCGACUACGAGGCUAGUGGUCACAGGCACUCUAAAAGACAUUCUGUCCCUAUUUUGGAGAAGAAAAUAUUUGCAUGUUUAACUCCUAAUUUAGGCUUUGAGUAUACUGUAAAAGUGCUGUGUGAUAUAUUAUCAAUAAAGUACUCAAAAAUGGCACUUUAAUUUCUUAAAAACCAUAAAUUAUGCACUGUUUUAAACUUCAGUAUUGAAUAUUGACUGGUGUGUGGAAUCCAAUUCUGUAAUUAAAAAAUAAUUUGUGACUAGAAUAGAACUUUUUCCCUGUUAUUAGUAAAAUAGUCUUGCCAUGUUGAGACUUUAAAAAAAAUUAAAAUUAAAAAAAAAGUGCUUUUGUGUCACUAAACAUACCUAUAAGGAAAAUACCAUUUCUGUUGAGUGGCCUCUAAAACUUGGCUUUCUUUCAUUUGCUUGGUUUAUGUGACAAUCCUUAUGAAACGAGUGGAAGUAUGACUUUUGAAUUAAAUGACUUUUCCAUUUGGUG